AUGGACCUCUACAAUGCCCGACAGGUCUCCACCACCUUUGCCGAUGAGUCUUCAUUGGCACCCACGUCCGUACCGCCGUCCCCUAUGGCGGCGGAGGGUGCGUCGCACGCAGGACGCAGCAGCACCACAGUCGAGUACGUUGACCACAGCGGUGCCCGACGGGCCAUCUCGCUGCUCUCCUGCACCGACGCGAGCAGAGGACAGAGCGCGACGGCCGAGGGGCACUGCAGCGGCAAAAGGCUCUGCGGACUGGAUGUCACCAAAGGCUGCCGCAGCUGCAUCGAUGACUCCUGCAAAGAGCAGCAGUGCGAGUACUUUUUAAAGCAGAAGUGUCCACUCAGUAUGGCGUGGAACCGGAUCGCAGGGGAUGCACCGUCGACGAUGGAGACCUUCGAAGAGCACGCAGCUCACUCCCUGCGCAGCUCCAACUCGAUUGCAAACCUGCAAAGUACGGCUUCGCGGGGGAGUCUGAUGGAGGGCAGCGAGCGUCGCGGCAACGCGCGCAUGCAGCGGACGCGGGCGGCUCCGACGGCACCCCGUACAAGGUGGAGUGAAGAUGCCCACGGUUCACGCACCGACGCCGCAGAGGAGGAGGGCGCGGCGGUCGUGGAAGCGGAGGAGGAAGAAGAGGCGGCGUGUGUGAUGCCACCCCCUCGCUUUGGGCACACUGCGGUGCUUUACAAGGACUCGCAAAUUGUAAUUUUCGGCGGCAAGGCGAACGACGAGCAUUACUACAACGACGUCUACGCCUACGACGUGGAGCGGCGCCGGUGGGCGAUGCUGCAGGCGGAGGACACGCAGGACGACGAAGCCACAGCCGCUACAACGACAACGCGAGGCGCGGAGGCGAGCGCGAGUGCUGCUCCGGCGGGGUCGCACCGCGUCUCUGCGAGGUUCUCUCCCUCCUCGACCGCCUCGACUCCCUGUGCAAGCCGUGAGAGCAGCGUUGUCGAUGAGCACCACAGUCGCUUCCACCCGCAGCACUCCAGCGACCGCGUUCGGGGCGCGGACGACGAGGACAACGUGCGAGUCUGCAGCAACGCGGACAUCUUCAUUCCCUUUGCGAUGCCCGUGGCCACGCGCACCGUCCUGCGCCCGUGCGGCCGUGUGGGUCAUGCCGCCGCGCUCUACCAGAGCACCAUGUAUAUCCUGAGCGGGGAGCGACAGGGCAAGUACUUCGACGACAUGUGGGCGCUCGACGUCCCGAGCCUGGCGUGGUCGAAGGAGUGCGGGCUGCCGUUCUCACCGCGCAAAGGGCACACCAUGCAUUUGCUGCCGGCAGAGUGCACGGCAACGCGAGCGCGCGAGGAUAUGUUUGUGGUGUUUGGCGGUCUGGUGAAGGCCUCCCGUGUGCACCCACGCCCCGCCGAUCCGGAGCUGCCCGCGCGCAACGCGGGGGAGCCGGACAUGAUGUGCGCCCCAACCAACGAGACGCUCCUGUUCUACCCAACGCAGCGGCGGUGGUGUCAGCUGAAGACCUGCGGCGACACACCGACCCCGCGCUUCUACCACGUCUCCCAGCUCGUGACGGGCACCACGCUGCUGCUGCUCUUUGGCGGGCGCACGGUGGACCCCACGCCGGUGGGCGUGACGACAGCCGCCAGCGAAGGCUCCUUCAUGAACGACCUGCGCAUGUUAGAUGUCUCCACGGGUGUGUGGCGGCAAAUCCGCGACGCUACCGGCGAUGUGCCCUCGCCUCGCAUGUGCGCCGCGAGUGUCUUUGUGAAUGGCACCUUUGCGGUCUUCGCCGGCGGCGGGGACGGGUACUGCAAGAACGCGUACGAGUUCCAGCUCGGUGCCAACCGCUGGCGCCGACUCACGCCGAACGACCAGCCCGCCUGCUCUCGCCCGACGGUGAUUUACGCGAAGGACCGUCUCGUCUUCUUUGGCGGCUUCGCCCCCCGCAUGGGUGUGUUGAACUGCACGAUGGAGCUCUGUCUCGCGCCGCUGUCCCUCAUGAAUCAGUGCCUGCUGUGGUGGAAUCGGUGCGCGUUUGAGAAGCACAUCCGCACCUGCACCCAGAACCGAAUUCUAGGGCAGGAGGAGAAGGCCGCUGCGAUGUCCGCGAUGGUGCGUUGCCGCAAAGCCAGCGGCGGUGGUGGGCGGCAAGUCACGCUGCGCCGCAGUCCCGCCAACUUCAGCUGCAGCCCAGUGCCCACGCCGCGGCAGUCGAUGGUGCAUCGCGCCACGCGACGGCCACCACCGUUUCACGCCCCGGGCUAUGACCACGUAAACUCGUGGAGCUCCUCCAUGACACCCCACGGCGGUGGUGGCGGCGGUGGUUGGUGUGACGUGUCGCUCGGGUCCCCGUCGCCUUCCUACGCGCCCUCCUCACCGGUUAUGUGCUCGCCGCUCUCAGGCGCCUCGCAGCUGCUGCCGUCGUGGCAGGAGGCCGUCAACACGAAGAGCAGCAACAGCGGUGGCGGUGGCGGUGCUGCUGCGGGGUACUACGGUGCGUCUUUCGCUACUGGAAGUUUCUAUCACCACGGCAGUCCCGCAACGGCCGCCGCCACGGCACCACCAGCCGCCCUGCGACCUGCGAGUGCGUUUCCCUCUCUCCCGGACACGGUGGUCUCCAGCCACGUCGGCACCCCGCCGUCCACUCGGCUUAGCACGUCAUCCACCACGCUGCUCUCCGUUACUGCCCCGUGGCCGCGUAAGACCGCUGGCCCGGCCCAGAGUGGGGGCCCGUCAGAUGCCGGCUUCCACCACCACCUCACGACCAUGCACAACAGCAAUUGCACCUACGCCGGUGCUACGGCGUCUGCAGGCGGGGCACCGCAGCCCGCGACGGCGGCCCCCGCGUGGGGUGACGGGAUGCAGCGCAACUCCGCCCGGUCCAGCGCAUCGGGUGUCACACCCGUCUCCUCCUACUCCACCUCCGCCUCCGCGCGCACGUCCUUCGUGGCGCCGGCGGACGGCGGGCAGGACUCGCACCCGCUGGCGUCACUCCGCGUGUCGCCGCGCGAGCCCGCAGACGGCGGCUGCCGCAUCAUGAACUGCAUGCGCAACAUCACCGGCUUCGCCGCGACGUCAUUUCCACGGUUCUACAAGUGUCUUCCAUCACCUGCGGGGCAGCGGACGAACAGCAGCAGCACCACCGGCAUCGGCAGGGGUGGCGGCUCCAUGCCGGCCUGCGCGUACUCGUCACAGCCGCCGUCUCGCGUGCGGUCCCCGGUCAACUCGCUCGUCGCCUCGCACCCGCUGCGCAUCGACGUGGAUGCGUGCUCGCCACCAUCGCCGCAGACAACGGAUAUGAGCGACUACCCGCUCUCCUCGCCCUUUGCGUACUCCGCUGCGGCUGCGGCGGCGAGCAGCGCGUUGCCCAGUCCCUUCUCCCAGCAGCAGCAGCAGCAGCGGCAGCAACCACCACGGCAGGCGUCGCCGCACUUUACGGAGUCAGCGUCGAGUCGGGCCUCGUCCGUGCACAGCCUGCGCUCCACAUCGCCCGAGACGGCGCCGCUGUCGCACGUCACACAGCUGAUUCAGCAGUUAGAGGGCCCGAAUGGACCUUUUGUGUUCCGUGCAAGGCCGGCCAGAAAGAAAGAGACCGGGCUCGAGUGA
Molecule: messenger RNA, 3564 nt
Organism: Leptomonas pyrrhocoris
Lineage: Eukaryota; Euglenozoa; Kinetoplastea; Trypanosomatida; Trypanosomatidae
Product: putative Kelch-domain protein
Exons: 1
Coding region: 1-3564 (1187 amino acids)
Molecular function (GO): protein binding
Source: RefSeq, a predicted model, not a curated record